Molecule: messenger RNA, 819 nt
Organism: Insectozyma verbasci
Lineage: Eukaryota; Fungi; Ascomycota; Pichiomycetes; Serinales; Debaryomycetaceae
Source: the annotation of a GenBank genome assembly
AUGAUAUUAAUAGAUAAUAUAAAAUAUGCAUGUAUGGAAUGUAUAAGAGGUCAUAGAUCAUCAUCAUGUAAACAUCAUACAAGACCAUUAUUACAAGUACGAUCUAAAGGUAGACCUGUUGUAUAUGCGAAUGGAAAUCCAAAUCACAGAAUAGCAGUAUUUGCAGAAGAAAUAGAUGAAACUACUCCAACAAAUUAUGAAGAAGAUUCAAUAUCAUGUAAAUCGCAACCUAUAGUUAUACUAAAAUGUUCAUCAAAACAAGUUAUUGAUUUAAAUAGUGGAGAAUUAAUUGGACCAUAUGAUGAAUCAAAAACACAACCAAAUAUUUUACAAAAACAACAACAACCAAAAAUUAUAAUAAAUGACGAUAGUUUUAUAAAUACAUCAAGUUGUUGUACACCUAAAAUUUCAAAAGGUAAAUCGUGUAAUUGUUGUAAUAAUAAAAAAAAAUCUGUGAAUAAAUCACAAAUUAUUAAAUCAUAUAUAACAAAGAAACUAAAUCAGGAUGUACAACAAAAUGUUGAGUUAAUACCAUCAUGUACAAUACCUGGUACGUGUUGUUGUAAUGAUGAUUGUAAAUGUAAUGGAUGCGAAGUACAUAAUAAUAACAAUAAUAAUAAUAAUAAUGAUAAUAAUAGUAAUAAUAAUUAUAAAAGACCAGAAGAACCUAUAUCAUUUUGUUCAUGUCCACCCGAUAGUUGUGAUUGUACUAAUUGCGAGACACAUGGUAUAAUAAAUGGGUUAAAAUUGGAUGAAUAUUUCAAUGAUAAUUUACAUGAUUUUUUGUUACAAGAUUUAUCACAAUUAUUUCCUCCAUAG